Messenger RNA from Pectinophora gossypiella (pink bollworm), 1137 nucleotides. Its product is annotated as 3-oxoacyl-[acyl-carrier-protein] reductase FabG-like. Lineage: Eukaryota; Metazoa; Arthropoda; Insecta; Lepidoptera; Gelechiidae. The transcript has a single exon. The record is from RefSeq and is a predicted model, not a curated record. Bases 79 to 834 code for a protein of 251 amino acids.
CGUUCAAAGUCGAAUGUUGGCAGUCCGUAAUUAUCAUUCCAUGUGAAUAGAACUUUAGUGGUAAUAGUGAAUAACAAAAUGAGUUUUGCUAAUAAAGUAGUACUUGUAACUGGCGCCAGCUCGGGGAUUGGAGCUUCUACAGCGAUAUUAUUUUCCAAAGAAGGUGCUAAUGUCUCGAUGGUUGGGAGAAACGAAACAAAACUAAGAAAUGUCGCGGAACAAUGUGCAGCGGUUGGAAAUAAACCUCUAGUGAUUAUUGCUGAUGUGAGCAAUGAUAACGAUGCUAAAAGAAUAAUAACGGAAACUGUUGAUACCUUUGGCAAACUCGAUAUUCUUGUCAACAACGCUGGAUUGGGAAAGCCUGGAUGUAUAGCAGACGGGAGUAUCGUAGAGGCUUAUGACGUCAUUUUCAAGGUCAACGUAAGAGCUGUGAUGCAGUUAACUUCUUUAGCUACUCCUCAUCUUAUCAAGACGAAAGGAAAUGUGGUUAAUAUAUCCAGUGCUGCAGCAAUGACCACUCCUAUUUCACCGGAUUCAUUAUCAUAUUAUGUGUCAAAAGCAGCCUUGGAUCACUUCACCCGUGGUGCGGCUCUGGAACUAUCUUCUUAUGGUGUUAGAGUGAACUCAGUCAACCCAGGGCCUGUAUUCACAGAUUUUCUGGACAACGCUGGGAUCAAUGCCAAAUUUGAAGAACUUACAAAUAGGACAGCUUUGAACAGAGUAUCACAACCUGAAGAAAUAGCAAAUAUGAUCGCCUAUUUGGCAGGGGACAACGCUGUUGGUAUUACUGGGUCAACAUUUGUUGUGGACAAUGGGAUUCUAUUGAAGAAAUAAAUGAAAUCUUAUUUGGUAAAAACUGUUUUUUGCUUAUUUAGAUCAAUAAAACUAAAAAUGUUUAUUCAAGCAAAACAAAAGAUUCUCUCAGACUUUCUGCUGUCAAAGUUGCUGCUGCCGGACGGGAAGAAAUUCCUUCGAUAUGGGAUGUGGCUAAAGUAUCCACACAAGUCGCAUCUCACGCCAAACACCUAACAAACUUCAAAGGGAUGAAUGACGAACCAUCAGGCCUUAAAAAAAAUAGAAAAAUUAUAUUUGUUUCUAAUGCUUAUUUGAUUGGUAAUAAAUUGACUGAUAUAAUUG